Achroia grisella is the source of this 1902-nucleotide messenger RNA. RefSeq names its product protein Star (gene S). The record is from RefSeq and is a predicted model, not a curated record. The coding region runs from base 250 to 1224 and encodes 324 amino acids. Lineage: Eukaryota; Metazoa; Arthropoda; Insecta; Lepidoptera; Pyralidae. The transcript has 6 exons.
UACCUUUCAUAUUCUUAAUUAACUCCCAUUCUUUACUAAGAAUAUCUUGUUUUUAUGUUUAAUUUAUAUAAACUUGUUUUAUUUUAUAUACAGAAUAAUUUAACUAUGCGUACAGUAAGCAUAUUUUAGUAACACUACAAUGACUUGCCUGUGAAUUUUAAAAAAAGGUUAUACUCACGUAUUUUUUAAACGUAGUGUUUGUUGAUCGCCGAUUACUCAGUAUUUUCAAAGUCAACAUAAAUAACAAUUAUGGCUGAGAAGAAAAUUCAAGAGAAUCCACUACCUGAAGAACAACCAACAGAACAAACUAAUCAAGCUGAUAAACCAAAAGAGGUACCAAUGAAAACCAUUCCAGACAAAACUACAACAGUAGUUCUGCCAUCUACACCUCCUGCGGCAGUCUCUCCACGGAUGGCGGUGCCUACAUUCACUAAAACAUCACCAAAUGACUUGUACAGGAGGUUGCUACCUGCUGUUUUGUUUGUGCUAACUUUCGUUACUGUAAUGACUAUGUUGCUGAUAUACAUGGACAAUGUUGCAAUGGGCGCACAACAGUUCCGUGUAAAUAUGUCACGUGACUAUGAACUGGCCCGCAUCCCUCAGGAGUCGCCAGCUCUGGUGGCGUACGUCCGGCAGCUACAUCUUGCGCCACGUGUUUCACAUCAUCAGCCCCAACAACACACACCUACAAGAUCAGUUAAAGUGCUGGAUCAGUUAUAUGGAGAGAUUUACAACGGGACUUUUGUGGAGGUAUUGGAAAGUGGCCCUCGCGACCCUAGCACCCUGUACCUGGGCGCUGCGCGGGGUUGGGCAGGACUGGCGGCCCGCGCCGCCGCGCGAGCUUACCUCUCACUCAAGGGCCGAGCACUUGCCACACUACACGCCUGCCUCAGUCCAACGCCGCAUCCCAGGGAGGUCACAUAUCACGAGUCUGAGAGUCCCGAAGCGGCGUUUAGCUCGCGCGUACUGUGCCUGCCACUGUACACUAUGCUGCUAGCCGCGGACGCCACCCACGCCGUGUAUGUGGUGCUGGACGGCCCUACAGUGCCACCCGCGCUGCGCCACGUACCUUUCGGAACGCCCAACCUGCGCCUGCAGGUGAUCGAGUUCAGAUCUGCAGAUCUCGUCGCACGCAAUCAUACCACAGAAUUCCUCGCAACGAAGAAUUACACAGUAGCGGCUAGCUUUGAUGACAGCAUCAUGUACACCUUGAAGGAGGCUUGAGUAUACUGCAACUAUCUAGCACGUUAAAAUCAGAUCUCUCACAACUCAACGUAGCUUUAAUGGGUAAGUGAAUGUGAAGUGUCGUAAAUAGGUAUACAUAUCCUCGCUAAGAAUCACAACGAUGCAGUGUAAUUUUAUAAACAUAUAUGAAAUGAUUUUUCAUUAUCAGAAAGUAUACAACGAUGUUUCUGAAUUCUUAAAUUUCAUCCUUUAAAACUCUCUAAAUACAAAAACAAAAAUGUUGAUAAUUUAGUUUAAUGAAAAUAUAAACCACCAUGAAUCAAAUUUAGAAUAGUUUUGUCUCAUAACCCUUAUAACACUCUUAAAUAAUACAGUGCUAUCAACUUGAGAUGUUAUCAACAUUGUUAUCAGUACAAAUAAAAUUAUUUUCAAAAUCAAUUCAGUUAUUGUAAAAGGUAAUUUACUAUACUUUACUAUACAACAAAUCAAUUUUUAGUUUGAAACAUUUACUAAGUGAUUCACACAUUUUGGUGAUUGGUACGACCACUGCGAAUAAUAAUAAUAUUUUAUUACUUACUGAACUAAGCUGCACUCGGUACUCAUGUUAUGAUAUUGAAUGGAUAUUAAAAUUGUCUGGUGUGACAAAUUAUGCAGCGUUGGGAUUCCAAGGAUGGCAGCUAUUCUUGAGAAGUUUAAUUCACUGAAUUAGAACUUUUC